This is a messenger RNA of Mangifera indica (mango), 2789 nucleotides long. Its product is annotated as receptor-like protein kinase ANXUR1. Gene Ontology annotation, molecular function: transmembrane receptor protein tyrosine kinase activity; ATP binding. The transcript has a single exon. Gene Ontology annotation, biological process: protein autophosphorylation. NCBI's taxonomy places the organism in Eukaryota, Viridiplantae, Streptophyta, Magnoliopsida, Sapindales, Anacardiaceae. Gene Ontology annotation, cellular component: plasmodesma; plasma membrane. The coding region runs from base 1 to 2553 and encodes 850 amino acids. The record is from RefSeq and is a predicted model, not a curated record.
AUGUUCACCAAUACCCUUUUUCUAUCUUCUCUUGUUUGUUUAAUUGUUGUUUUCGUCAGUCCCAUUGAUGUUGUUAUUAGUGCUGAUGAAUCAAUUCUUUUGAGCUGCGGCUCAAACGAUGGUGGCAUGGAUUCGGAUGGCCGAAAAUGGGAGUCGGAUGCCAAAUAUACUUCUAGUGAAUCUAAAAUGACCAAAGCUACAAAUCAGGAUUCUUCUUUACCUUCUGCAAUUCCAUAUAUGACUGCCAGAGUUUUUACAAAAGAAGGAACCUAUAAACUAACAGUAAAAGAAAACCAGCGCUAUUGGAUUAGAUUUUAUUUCUAUCCUGCAACUUAUCCGGACCUGAAAGUCACCAACUCAUAUUUCUCUUUGGAUGCAAAUGGUAUUACCCUCUUGAAUAAUUUUAGUGCUUCAAUCACUGCUGAAGCCACUGAAAGAGCUUACAUUUUUAAGGAGUAUUCUCUGGCUCCAAUGAAUUCUGGUAGUCUGGAACUCAAACUUAGGCCUUCUGAUAAGUAUCCUGGAAGUUUCGCUUUUAUUAACGGUAUAGAGUUGGUUCCGAUUCCGGGCUUGUUUGAUAAAGCUCCGUUGGUUGGAUCGAAAGACAAAAAUAUGGAGUUUCAGAGUUCGAAUAUACAGACGAUGUUCAGAUUGAAUGUUGCAGGUCAGUAUAUUCCUCCCAAGGAUGACUCUGAUGGUCUAAAGAGGAGUUGGUAUGAUGAUUCGCCUUAUAUAUGGGGAGCUGGAGUUGGGGCCAAUAUUAAGGCUGAAAAUACUACAAUUCAGUACGGAGAUUUGCCAUCCUAUAUAGCCCCUUUAGAUGUUUACUCAACUGCAAGAUCAAUGGGACCUAAUCCUGAUGUGAAUUUGGGUUACAAUCUCACUUGGAUUUUUCAAAUUGAUGGUAAUUUCACAUACCUAGUGAGGCUACAUUUCUGUGAGUUCGUAAUGGAUAGUGAGAAUCAGAGAGUGUUCAAUAUUUACAUCAAUGAUCAGCCUGCCCAGGUAUCUCCACACCCAGCUGAUGUAAUUGCCUGGACCAAAAAAAAAGAUGUGCCCACAUAUAAAGAUUAUGCCAUAGUUGUUGAUGAUAAGCCGGGUGAUAAAGAGCUGCGAGUUGCAAUGUCACCAUCGCCUGUGUCAAAGCCUGAAUAUUAUGAUGCAAUUCUGAAUGGAUUAGAGAUAUUCAAGAUAGCAAAUGGGAAGAACUUGGCAGGUCCUAAUCCGAAGAAGGAAGAACCGCCGCCCAUGGUUGAAGAUAAGUCAAAGUCUUCUGAGAAUGAAGAUAAUAAAACUAACAUGAAUGUGAUUGGAGGAGCUGUUGGAGGGGUUGCUGCAUUUGGCCUGAUCGCUGCAUUGUGCAUUGUUGUUUCCCGAAAGAAGAAGAGAGUCGCUGGCCAGGACACAUAUACUUCAAGCUGGCUGCCUAUUGGACAAAGUCAUACAUCAAGCAAAUCAACAAUCUCCGGAAGGAGUAAUGGUAGUAGUCACAUUUCAGCGAUGGCUCAGGGUCUUUGCCGCCGCUUCUCGCUCCCAGAGAUUAAACAUGCUACCAAGAAUUUUAGUGAAUCUAAUGUCAUUGGUGUUGGAGGUUUCGGAAAGGUCUAUAAAGGAGUUAUUGACGAUAAAAUGAAAGUGGCUAUUAAGAGAUCAAACCCAUCUUCAGAACAAGGAGUUAAUGAGUUUUUCACUGAAAUUGAGAUGCUUUCAAAGCUAAGACACAAGCAUUUGGUAUCUCUGAUUGGAUUCUGUGAGGAGGAUAAUGAGAUGUGUUUGGUUUAUGACUACAUGGCACUUGGAACUCUGAGGGAACAUCUAUAUAAAACUAAAAGGCCAAAACUUUCAUGGAAGCAAAGGCUGGAUAUUUGCAUUGGAGCAGCCAGGGGUCUUCACUACCUCCACACAGGAGCAAAAUACACUAUCAUUCACAGGGAUGUCAAGACAACAAAUAUUCUCCUGGAUGAGAAUUGGAUUGCCAAGGUUUCAGAUUUCGGCCUGUCGAAAACUGGUCCCAACAUGGAAAAUGGCCAUGUUAGUACUGUAGUAAAGGGCAGUUUUGGUUACUUGGAUCCUGAAUAUUUCCGGAGACAACAAUUGACAGAAAAAUCUGAUAUCUACUCUUUCGGAGUAGUUCUUUUCGAGGUAUUGUGUGCAAGGCCUGCUCUUAAUCCUAACCUUCCGAAAGAACAAGUCAGUCUGGCUGAUUGGGCUCUGCAAUGUAAAAGAAAAGGGGUUCUGGAGGACAUCAUUGAUCCCCAUAUAAAGGGGCAAAUCAGCCAGGAAUGCUUAAACAAGUUCGCCGAUACAGCUGAGAAGUGCUUGUCUGACGUUGGAUAUGAGCGUCCCUCCAUGGGAGAUGUAUUGUGGAAUCUUGAGUUUGCACUCCAAUUAGUGGAUAACCCUGAUGGUAUAUCAAUUAGUGGUAGAAGUUAUAGUUCUGAAGAUGCACUAAUAACCAGAUACAAUCCUACUGAGAAUGAGCACGAAAAUAGUGAUGGAUCUGAUGGCAGUAGUAUCAUCUUCUCACAGAUAGUAAAUCCGACAGGACGAUGAUAAUCUUUUUAUUAUUAAUCUGCUGAUUGCUUUUCUGCCAUUGAGAUGAACAUGAAUGAUUAUGAAGGAUCAAGGCCAUGGAACUCUAGAUCUCUUGCAUUUUCAACCAGUUAAAAUUCUUUCUGUUCUCAAAAAGGGUGAUGCUUUUUUUUUUUUUUUAAAUUUUUGUUUUUCCUUCUAGUAUAAAUCUAUAGACGCUUGUGUAUGUUGUGUGAGUUCAGAAAGAGAAUUAAGUU